AUGGCAUUUAUCGAUUCAUCCCAUCUCGAUGAGACGAGCAUUUAUUUUAUUUUAAAAUUCUUUUUGAAUGAAUCGGCAUCCAGGAGACAAUCCAUUUUACAGCAAUAUCGACAGCAUGCCGGAUAUACGACCCAGGAGGAAAUCGAUACCACUCGUUUCCGAAUUGUGUGGCCAACUUAA
Pediculus humanus corporis (human body louse) is the source of this 180-nucleotide messenger RNA. RefSeq lists its product as uncharacterized. The coding region runs from base 1 to 180 and encodes 59 amino acids. The transcript has 4 exons. The record is from RefSeq and is a predicted model, not a curated record. Lineage: Eukaryota; Metazoa; Arthropoda; Insecta; Psocodea; Pediculidae.